Molecule: messenger RNA, 4707 nt
Organism: Cavenderia fasciculata
Lineage: Eukaryota; Evosea; Eumycetozoa; Acytosteliales; Cavenderiaceae
Exons: 6
Coding region: 1-4707 (1568 amino acids)
Biological process (GO): DNA integration
Molecular function (GO): protein binding; zinc ion binding; nucleic acid binding
Source: RefSeq, a predicted model, not a curated record
AUGAGUAACGACAACAUUCAACAACGUAGACGACUCACACUCGCUCCUGCUCCUAAUCUAGAGGAAUUGCAGCCAAAGGAAUCAGUGCCAACCGGCCCAGAGAAUAAAGUCAAGCAUUACCUAUUGGAAAACAAUGAUUAUCGAAUGACCGAUGAUGCUUUUGUAAAGAGUGUAGCCAGUUUUCUUAGUGUAUCAUCCAACUCAGUCGAAGAGAUCAUUCACUCUCUUGGAAAGGAUUUCGACAAAGCAUUGUGGUGUAAUGGUACUGGUAAAAUCCUGUUCAACAGCAUCGAGACCAUCAGCAAAUGUGAUGAUGUAGCCCACUGGCUCGAUCAAAUCGAUAUUUCAAUACCUGGUCCUUACCAAGUUGGACGGUCUCGUCAUUUACAAAUGCUUUCACCAUCAUUGCUGGUCGUGUUUACGAAAAUAAUGACAAUCGAAGUUUUGUACUUGGCGUACAAAAAUGCAUUUUACAAUGUCAAGACCAUCUAUAAGGAAUUACAAGAAAGAACCAUGGAUUUUGUUCAAAUGAGAUCCGUCGCUAUCUCGCUUAGUUCUACCGUCGCUCCUAACGGUCAUCGUCAAAUAAAUGUACCAGAGUUCAACUAUGGUGAUCCAUUAGGUUGGUUAUCUGGACUGUACUACAGAUCUGACAACAACAACAACAACAACAACAGCAACAACAACAAAAGAAAACACAAUCAUUUAGUCAAUCAAGAUCUAUCAAAAAUCAAAUGUUUCAACUGUCAGCGAUUUGGUCACAAAGCUGAUGUCUGUCGUGACAACAGAAACAAUCAACACGUCGACAAGAAAUCAAGAGAUACCAAGCAAUGCAAUAUUUGUCGUAGUAGUGAACAUUGGACAAACCAGUGCCCUCGAAAUAAAUCGUCAUCCAUGACCUGUGUCUCUGACACUUUACCUUACCUCUACAUUUCUAUCAACUUUGAUUCUAAUCUUAUUAAAGCAAAAGUUGAUACUGGCAGUGAGAUUAACUUUAUAGAUUUUAGAUUAGUUCCAAAGGAGAUGGUCAUGACUAGUGACUUGUUUGUUACUGGGGUAAAUGGUCAUACAGUUCCAUCGUUGGGACAAGCAAGCGUUCCAGUCAUUUUCACAAGUAACCGUGGUCAAAUAACUCGUAAGAUCAACUUUGAACUUACAGACAGAGCUGGUCUUUGCCUACUUGGAAUUGACACAAUCAUGUCAUGCAAAGCUAGUUUUGGCGAAGGUAAUUCUAAGCUAGAAAUGAAUGACGCAACUGGAAACACACAUAUCAUCAAUCUAUCUCGGGACGUCAAGAGUCCAAGUUUAACAGUCGAUGAAAGUAAAUCGUACAAAAACAACAUCAAGAAAGUGUAUCAGACACUAUUGUCAAAGAAUGACCCUAUCAAUGGUAUCCAAAAGAUUGUGAAAGAAUUGGAUAAUGUUACCACAAACAUAGCAGAUGGAUUAGGAAAUAUUAGUAACGAUAUGGAUUGGCAGGAAACAGUCAAGUCAGAAUUAAAUCGUAACCAAAGAAGAAUGCUCAACAGAUGUAUGGCUCCAAGAAUAAAGAAUUCAAUCUCUAUUGUGGAUAACGAAGCAGAGGUGGUCAAUGAAGAUAUGAAAGAUUGGAAACAAAGGAAUGUAACAUUACAACCACCUAAUUAUUGCUUUCAACGUGUUCAUAUAGACGUUAUUACUGGUUUACCUAAUGCUAAAUAUCAUGGUAAAACAGUAAAUGCUUUGUUAGUAGUUGUCGAUGCGCUAUCUAAAAUGAAUCGUUUAAUACCUACCACAACUACUCUUAAAUCACAUGGUGUAAUAUCUCUAUUCAAUCGAGAGAUAUUCAAACUGCAUGGUUUACCAAAACAGAUCAUCUCUGAUUCUGACUCGAAGUUCACCUCGAAAUUAUUUAAAAAAUUAGAGGCAAUGUACAACAUCAAAAUUAACCAUAGCAACCCAACCCACCAUCAGAGUAAUGGACAAGUAGAGCAUUUAUUACAAAGUAGUGUAGAGAAUCACAAAGUAUCAUGGGCAGAGUGCAUUGAUAAUAUCGAAUUUGCUAUCAACAAUACAGUACAUUCAACAACUGGUUAUUCUCCUUUUACUAUUUAUCUCGGAUCAAAUCCUUUAUCUCCUCUUAAUCUACUAGACACUUUUACACCAAACUUCAAUGAUAACACAGAUAUCAAAAUAACAGAGAAUCAUAAAUUGAAAGAGAUAAUAAGAGACAUAGUUAUAAAGAGAAUUAACGAAGGCAAUGCAAUCAGCAAAGCAAGAUAUGAUCACAACAAGGUAGAGAAUAAUAUUAAAUCUGGUGAUUUGGUUUAUGUGCGUCGUGACAGAGAUACACACAUAAAUAAGACAGAACCUAUCUAUUCUGGUCCUUUGUUAGUAAAUGGAGUGGACACUCGUGGAAAUGUCGAAGUUAAAGAUUAUGUGGCGGGAGCAGAUGGUUCGACGUCAAAGGACUUAUUGGUUAAUCCUAGAUUUAUCAAAACGUUGAAACCAUUAUUGGCUACAGGAAAUCCCGUUCAUACGGAAGGUGCUGAGAAUGCACAAGGAAAUCCCGUUCAUACGGAAGGUGCUGAGAAUGCACAAGGUUAUCCCGUUCAUACGGAAGGUGCUGAGGAUGCACAAAGUUAUCCCGUUCAUACGGAAGGUACGGAGAACGUACAAGGUUAUCCCGUUCAUACGGAAGGUACGGAGAACGUACAAGAUUAUCCCGUUCAUACGGAAGGAGCUCAAGGUGCACGUGACAAUUUGGAUGGACGAGUCGGUGACGAUCGAACUCUGUAUCAAGAUUUAAAUAAGAUUCAAUCGACAUUGCAAGGACAAGGUGUAACCGGUGGAGACCAAGGAAUAGUGAGCCAGGCGCCAGGCGACAUCUAUGACGACGUCCCAAAUACGGCUGACUGGACCAAGCAAAGAGUUGUGUUGAAUGAUACUCUUAAAAAGGUAGAAGAGAGUAUAGGUAAAGGUAAGAAUAAACUACAGGUUAAAGAUAAUAAUAGAGUUAUAGGAAAAGAAGAUAUCGUCAUCACCAAUUACAAUAUUUCAAAGAUAAAUUAUGACGAUAUCAAAAUCAACUUUAUAGAAAUAUUACAUCAAUACAGACAACAACUAUCCUCCCCAACUACAACUAAAUAUUUCAAUAUGAAAGAAAUGAACUCAAUUAGAAUCAUACAAUCAUUACAACAAAACAACAAUGAUUCCCCAACAAAAGAUAUAGUCAAUAGUAUUGGAGUAAUCACAAGCAGAGCAUGGUUGAAACCUCUGUUUAUCGUCAAGUCAAAGAGAACAUUCAAGUAUCAAGGAAAUGGACGUAGUAGAACGGAAUAUCUCAUUAAUAUCAACGAUUGUGAGGUAUGGAUGCCAAACGAUCUAGUUAAUCAACAACACGUCCGGGCCGUAUCAAAGACUCAACAAGUAUCCCUAGCCAUUGUAUCCACCGCGUGGUACGUGGGACUCGGUCACAAUUUAAGAAGGGAGAAUGUUAGAUUCAGAUUCAAUCCAUCAAUUUUCAACGACAACCAAAUAGACUGGCUACCCCCUCAUUUGGAGAAUCUCUAUGUCGAUUUUAUUGAUUAUGAUGGGGAACAAGGUCCUCCAAUCAUUAGGAAUCUACCAUAUAAAGUAAAAUAUCUCGUUGUUGAAGGUGAAUUGGAAGAAAUCUAUCUUCCUCAAAGUCUGACCACCCUUGCAAUUGAUUCUAUUCAAAAUCUCAGACUUUUACAUGGACUGUCAAACAACAAGAACCUUACAACACUCUUGAUGUAUAGCGCAACCAUAACACCAACAGACUCUACUUUCCGAUUCCCAGACACAUUGACCAACCUCUUCAUUGAAGACAUCAAACCUCCCACCAAUUUCCUCUUCCGGUCGUCAUUGAUUAAACUUUCUUUUUUUUCCCAACCCCUAAUAUCUCUAGACAAUCUACAAAAUCAAUACCCCACCAUUCCAGUCAUCAAGAACCUUCACAAACUAAAACAUCUCAAUUUAUCACCAUGGGAUGUCCAGUACCGUACAUUUGAUUUCCCACCAUCAUUGGAAACUUUAGAAUUAUCUCAUACCAACAAUAUAUAUGAUAUAGGGAAUUGCGUACUUUUACCUAGUUUAAAGGAAAUUUCAAUCCAUUCCAAUAGAAGAAAAAGACUUCCAGAACCUCUAUUUUCCUCUUGUACACAACUGGAAACAUUAAAAAUAGAUAUUGGCAAUGCAGAUCGAUUCCACUAUUUAGAAUCGAUUCAACAUUUAACAAUCUUUAAUGAGUGUAAUUGGUUUGAAAGUAAAACACCAAUUCGACUACCAAAGAAUUUGGUAUCAUUAAAAUCAUAUUGUAAUUUAAAUCUUCAACUUUCAUUGCCACCAACACUCACUAAAUUAUGUGUACCUAGAUUCACAGGAAUUACUUCUUUUCCAUCUUCUAUUAGAUUUUUGAGAAUGUCGACCAAACUUCUCCCAAAUGGCACACAAUGUUUUGAUAUUGACAACAAUAAGGUUCUCCCUUCAAAUGUAGAUAAGCUAGAUUUGGAUUUGGUAUCAGCUUAUCCCCUCAGAAUUGAUGAUAUCCUAUUUCAAACUAAUGUCAGUAGACUCAACAUUUACAAAUUGAAUCAAGGAGAAGCUGAGAUGCCAUUCUAUUUCCAAAUAAGAAGAUUAUCAAAAGAUUCUUGUAUCAUCUUGGAAAAGAAAAGAUUCGUUGGUGGGAUCAUCCAAUUUAAAUAA